Molecule: messenger RNA, 510 nt
Organism: Heterostelium album PN500
Lineage: Eukaryota; Evosea; Eumycetozoa; Acytosteliales; Acytosteliaceae
Exons: 5
Coding region: 1-510 (169 amino acids)
Source: RefSeq, a predicted model, not a curated record
AUGGUAACCGCUGAUUUCCAUAGCAAUAACAAUACAACAACUAAAAGAAAUAAAUACUAUGAAAUGCUAAAUAUAAAAACUGGAAAUAAUUAUCCGACUUUAACUCAAGUGGUAGAGUGUUUGACUGUACUUUCAGGUGGUCAAAGAUUCGAUUGGACUAUGGAAGAUGCAUAUCUGUUGUUAAACUGCGGUUACUCUUUCUCUCUAUCUCAUAUUCCUUUCCAUUCUCUUUCAUUGAAAGCGAUUCCCUUUCCUCACUCAAACAAAAUUGUUCUCUGCUCCAGCGGUAUGGGUACAGGUGUAGCAAUCAUCAAACCCAAAGGCGCUGACCUAGAUUACAAAGAAAUCUUUUCAGAUCCAGGAGGUCGUAUUCUCUUUGUUACAAUCAACCACUCACACUACUCAUUCAAUGUUCUUGGAAUCUAUGCUCCUGCAGACCGUAAGCGGAGAAAUGGAUUCUCUAGACAACUCUCUCUAUAUCUCAGCUCGAAACCAACACCAUCGAUCUGA